Messenger RNA from Peromyscus leucopus (white-footed mouse), 1538 nucleotides. RefSeq names its product cyclin B1 interacting protein 1 (gene Ccnb1ip1). Lineage: Eukaryota; Metazoa; Chordata; Mammalia; Rodentia; Cricetidae. The record is from RefSeq and is a predicted model, not a curated record. The transcript has 4 exons. Gene Ontology annotation, molecular function: ubiquitin protein ligase activity. Gene Ontology annotation, biological process: reciprocal meiotic recombination. Gene Ontology annotation, cellular component: synaptonemal complex. Bases 98 to 928 code for a protein of 276 amino acids.
GCCGGCCACGCGGAGCCUGCGUGCCUCGCUUGGUGGAAGGCCGACCCGCGCCUCUAGCUUGCUUUGCUGCAGGAUUCUUCUUCUGGAAGCUAUUAUCAUGUCUUUGUAUGAGGACAUGUUGCUUUGCAACUAUCGAAAAUGUCGUCUCAAGCUUUCUGGCUAUGCUUGGGUUACUGCCUGCUCUCACAUCUUCUGUGACCAGCAUGGCAGUGGUGAAUUCAGCCGUUCACCAGCUAUCUGCCCUGCCUGCAACAGUACCCUUUCUGGAAAGCUAGAUAUUGUCCGUACCGAACUCAGCCCGUCAGAGGAAUAUAAAGCUAUGGUAUUGGCAGGGCUUCGACCAGAGAUUGUUUUGGACAUUAGCUCCCGAGCAUUGGCCUUCUGGACAUACCAGGUACACCAGGAACGUCUCUAUCAAGAAUAUAAUUUCAGCAAGGCUGAGAGCCAUCUGAAACAGAUGGAAAAGAUAUAUACACAGCAAAUACAGAGCAAGGAUGUAGAAUUGACCUCUAUGAAAGGAGAGGUCACGUCCAUGAAGAAAGUUCUAGAAGAAUACAAGAAAAAGUUUAGUGAUAUCUCUGAAAAACUUAUGGAGCGCAAUCGCCAGUAUCAAAAGCUUCAAGGCCUUUAUGAUAGCCUUAGGCUGCGAAAUAUCUCUAUUGCUAGCCAAGAAGGUUCCCUGGAACAAGCUACAAUUGCACAGUCUGGUGUCUUUGGCUUUCCAUUAGGGAACAGCUCAAAGUUUCAUCUGGACCGUACCCCAGUUGGAAGCCGAGGUGGUGGAGAUGAAGAUGUUCAGUUCAGACCGUUCUUUGUGGAUUCCCCCACCGUACCUGAACCCCUUAACAACUUCUUCAGCUUUACUUCUCAAAGCCAUGAGGCGGAGCAGCAGGUCUGCAGCAGGGCCUUUAAAGCAAAAAGAAUUUAGCUCCUCUCAUAUUUCUAGACUGUCUCUGUCUUCACAGUUUUACUCGAGAUAAAAGAAUUGGCAUUCCUGAGUUCUCUUCACAUUUUCAUCUUAGAAGAAGCUGGCUUGCAGCAGGGUGUGUGACUUCCUGUUUGGUUUCUUCAUUUUUUGCUUAGGGCAUAAGGAUUUCAUGAAUCUCAGUCUCCACAUUAGUUAUUGCUCAUACACACACACACACACACACACACACACACACACACACACACACACACACACACAGUCACAACAUUGUUGCAUAAACCCGUUUCAGACCAAGCUGUGUUUAUGCUUCUGUAAGCACCCGUGUUAUAUUUACAUGGCGCUUUGGAUUCUAGUGUGUAUAUGUUAAGUGUGUGCAUUGAUUUUCUCUACUUGCCAGUAUAUUCAUGUAAAAAUUAUGGUCUGGAAAGUGGUGGCCAAAAAUGAUGGUCUUGGAAAAUGGUGGCGUGCUAUUUGCAUGCAUUGUACACAGUCGUGUAUUUUCAUUUGUGUUAGCUUGUUUUCCAAGUGUGUUGUGCCAGUGAAUGAAAGUGUAAUUGAUACAUACAUGCUCAGUUUCUAUUUAAAAAGAAUUUACACUGAUAAAAGUUAU